Messenger RNA from Sesamum indicum (sesame), 1274 nucleotides. The record is from RefSeq and is a predicted model, not a curated record. NCBI's taxonomy places the organism in Eukaryota, Viridiplantae, Streptophyta, Magnoliopsida, Lamiales, Pedaliaceae.
UCAUUUUGUGUAUACAUUUUGGAUUAAGUAUUAUAAUUCUCAAUCAUAUAAUGGCAUAAAAGUUACUGAGCGAAUGAGACAACGAUCGAGCUGCAAACAACUCUAGAUUAGUUGUGCGAUUAUGUAGUAUACACGGCAAAGAGGUUGAACUGCAUGUUGCCGAUUCACCACAAUGAAAUUGCAUGGAAAGAAAGGUACAAAGCAAGAUUGGUCGCAAAAGGAUUCAGGGGCGGGUGGAAAGAACCAAUUUUUAUGCGACCUUUACCCGGUAGAGGUGCUUUCUUGCGACAAUGGCGGUCAAGGGUUGGCACUUGCACCAAAUGGAUGCUCAUAAUGCUUUUCUUGGAAGUGGAAGUUUAUAUGAAAUUUCCACCCAAUUUUAGGUCGUCAACCACAAGAAAAGCAUGCAGACUGCGUAUAUCUCUUUAUGGAAGAAAAAAAGGCAGGGAUCGCAGUCCUCUACUGAAGUUGAAUAUGGGUCUAUGGCCUUCACGACCAAUGAAUUCACAUGAUUCUAGUCUUUUCUUGCAACAAUCAGAGUCACCUAUGCUGAACCAACCAUAUUGUAUUGUCACAACCAAGCGGCCUUGCACAUUGUUGCAAAUCCCAUGUUUCAGAAGCGAACAAAAUACAUUGAGAUUUACUGCCACUUUGCCGAUAACACAUUACAAGAAGGUAAAAUCACCAUGCGCCAUGUGCCAUCCAAGUUGCAGUUGGUGGACAUCGUCACAGAGGCAAUUGGACGGCCUCAAUUCCAUUUUCUUCUGGACAAGUUGCGCAUUUGGGAUCUUCAAGCCCCAAGAUUUGCAUAGGUUUGGUCAUGACUCGAUUGUUCAGACAUGGAGCUUCAGUAGGGAGAUCAACGAAGCAGCAAACCUUUUUUGGCUCGAACAGCAUCCUCUCUGCAUAUCAAUUCAAAGUCUGUCGACCGCACACAAAUUUUGCUAGAUAUUGUAACUAAUUGCUUGAUACUCCCUUAGACGUCAUGUCCCUGCAAUUUCUUUCGUAUCAUUGCUUUAAGUCUUUACAAUGAGGUGACACUUACUUAAACAGGAUUUCACAUCAAACAACGAGAAUCAUGCGUUGUCUAUACAAGAUGGAUGCCAGUACUAAUGAAACAUGAUUCUCACUGUCGAUGUGAAACGAUCAUUUAGGUAAGACUUUUCCGUGUAACAAAAAUUCUCAUUUCAGUGAAUAUGAUGCUGCUUUAACAUACUUUCUCCUGUGAAUGCCUAUUAGUAUGAUACCGUAUACUGGUCUUUAGCAUGCCUCUA